AUGAUCGAGGAUUAAGCUAACUUAGAAUUAUAAAUCUUUGGUCCAUAAAUUACUUAAAUCCCUGAUUUAACUUAAUAUUAGAAACAACAUUUGGAUUCAUAAGAAUCCUUGAGAUCUAUUGAAAGUCCUCAUAUUUAAUCGAAUCGUUAUUUUGUAAGCAGCAAACGGAGGUUAUAGAGAUUAACAAGAAUAAUCAAUCCAUCUUAGAAUAAUUAACUUAAGUUAGAGUAAAAGAUAAACCCUAAAAUAGAUGAAAAUGAGUAAUUCUCCAGACUUGUAAGAAAAAAUAGACUUAUAUAAAAAUUCAAAUAAAAUUUGCUUUUGAACUCUUAUAUCCUUCCAAAUGCUUUGAAAACCAAAAUUUUAUCAUUAGAAUAAUAUAUUCAACCCUAGACCUUUCGAUUUUUAUAGAGUAUUUAUUUUGAUUUAUCUAGAUAGAAUAUGGUUAAACAAAAUUAUAAUCAGCAAUAUUAUUGCCUUAAAGUCCUUUUUUGUAUUUUUGGGAUUUAAUAGCAUUAUUAGCUAGUUUGUUAGCUUUGUGGAUUUGUCCUUUUUUAUUAAGUUUUUCUUUUGAUGAAUACUCAUUUCCAAAAAUCAUAAUAGGACUUAUAACACAUUUGAUAAUAGAUAAUAUUUUGGCCAUAAAUAGAGCAUAUAUAGAAUAAGGAGAAGUAAUAAUUGAUAGAAAACAUAUACUUUAAUAAUAUAUCAAUCAUUAAGCUAUAUUUGAAAUAAUCUCUUUAUUAUUAUGGAUAGGUAUUUAUCCAAACAUUCUUAAGGAAUUUAAUUCAUCGAAAUAAAUAUUGUUGAUUAUGUAAAACAUAAUAGUAUUAAUUAAAUUAAAAAGAACCAAUACUAAAAUGGAAAAUAUUUAUUUAAAACAUACUCUUAGUAAUGCUGCAGAUUUAUUAACUCUAAUUUUAUCAAUAUAUUAUUUUGCUCAUUUUAUGGCUUGUCUCUUUCAUUAUGUAGGAGUAAUUAGUGAAACUAAUGAAUUGACUUGGUUAAUUUAAAGAUAAAUAAGACAUGAAUCAGUAUGGAUUAGAUAUAAUACAUCAUUUUAUUGGGCAACAAUGACAAUUACAACUGUAGGUUAUGGAGAUAUUACUCCUGAAAAUUAAAUAGAGAUGUUAUUUUUUAAUUUAAUGAUGUUGCUUUCUAGUUUUUUAUUUGCAUAUUCAAUGAAUUCAAUAGGAAUCAUUUUAAGAAAUCUCUAUGAGCAAAAUAAAAAUUAAAAGUAAAUAUUAUACUAAAUUUAGACGUUCAAUAUUAUAAUUGAAUAAUUAUAUGAAUCAUAAUUAAGUUGAUCUCUCAUUACAAAUUAGAAUUCGUAAUUAUUUAAAACAUAAAAUGGCUAAUAUGAAUUAUGAAAAGAUUGAAUUUAUUAAUAAAACUAUUUCUGAAUUACCUUAAGGUUUAAGAUUCGAAUUAAAUCAAAAUAUAUCAGAAAAAAUUAUGAAAUCUAUUAAAAUAUUUUCAGAUCAAUUUUCGAAGAUUACAUAAAAUGCAUUAACAUAAAAAAUGAAAAGAUUACUGUUUUAACCAGAAGAAUAUAUUUAUCAUUAAUAUGAAAUUGAUGAUUAAUCCUUGUAAUAAAUAUAUUUAUUUAGAGAUAUUUUGUAAAAGAAGGAAUUAUUGAUAUUUGUGAAGAACAAAGUCAAUAAGUUAUUUAAUCAGUAACUAAAGGAUAGACAUUUGGUGAAUAUUAAUUUUUUACAGGCUUUCCAACAAAGACUUGUGCUUUCAGUAGAACACAAAGUGAAGUAGUAUAAAUUCAUAGAUCCAACUUUUUAAAAUUAAUAAAAGAUGAAAAAAAAGACAUGGAAAGAUUUAAUCAUAUCAAAGAUAAAAUUCUAUUGUAUUCAAAUUAUAACUCUAUUUUGCUCAGUUGUAAUCAUUGUAAUAAAAGUUCACAUCUCAAUAUUAAUUGUCCAUUACUCACAUAUUAACCUGAUCUAGAAGCUAUAAUAAAAAAGUCAAAUAUCAUUAAGAAUCCAUAAAAGAGAAUGGGUUAUCAUAGAAAAGGUGAUAAAAUAAACACUAGAAGAAUGUUGAAUACUAUUCAAGAUUCUCUCAAUAAAUUUUAAUCAGAAUGUUAGAUUAAUUCAGAAGAUGAAUAAUCUAGAUAUAUGUCUCCAGAUUACAACAGUCGUAUAAAUUAUAGAAAAAAAUCAAUAAAGAAACCUCAUUAAAUGAUUUCAAUAUCAAAUACUGUUAAUUCAGAUAAGGAAAUGAUUCCUUCAGAUAGGCAAAUUUAAAUUCUUACAUCUAAAGAAAAUUUUGAAAAAAAAAAAACUACUCCUUCUAAAUUUCUCAUAUAAGGUGAAGAAUCUACAUAUAAAGAAUAAAAUAAGGAUAUGGUUUAAGAAUUUGAGACAAAGUUUCAAUUCCAUCAUAUCAAUAUAGAUUAAAUUAAAAUUUUUUAAGAGUAUAUGCCAUACAAUAAUGUCAAUAAUGUAAUUAAAGGUCUUGAGUAGAUAAAUAAUACAUUAUAAUAUAAAAAUCGAUAUAAAGAAUCUGAAAAAUACACUUUUAAUUAUUUAGCAAAAUAACAAUCUUUUAAUUUAAGAAAAUGGUAUGAUAAUAAAUUUAAAUGA
Messenger RNA from Paramecium pentaurelia, 2597 nucleotides. The record is from the annotation of a GenBank genome assembly. NCBI's taxonomy places the organism in Eukaryota, Ciliophora, Oligohymenophorea, Peniculida, Parameciidae.